CGUAAAUGGACUCGCUGAGCUAUAUAUUUCUUUCAUGCUUCAACUUCUGCGUUCUUCCAUACACAAAUAUUAGUUAUUGCUAUGUGACCAGCACCUCCAAUACCUCUACCAAAGUGCAAUAUUUAGGAGCAUACGUGCGAUGCAUACUUCCCAGUAACCGAAACUAAGACCUCGAUCUUUCCCCGCAGUUACUUUGCACUUACCUUCCCCGGUCAGCAUGCCAUCUGCCUGAUGCACAGAGACAGCCAGGGUAAGAUGCACGAUAUUUCAUUGAUGUUUGGAAAAGCCGGAAUAGAUCUCUGUAUGCCGGUUUAUAACCAUCGGGUAACACUGAGACAUCCUCGUAGCACAUUUGGGGAUCUUCAAUACUCGGCCUGUCGUCUCUCUUUUGUUGCCACUAAGUCUGUCUUUCAGAUUUUCGAGACGACUUUUGAUGGAAGUAUACCACAGCUUUACAAUACACUGGUCUAUUAUAACCCGCCGCCACAAACCACCAGCUCCAGAGAGGGUAUUACCGUUGCUGCAGUCUGCAUCAUGCAAUAAUAGGAGAUUCAGACACUAGGCCAUGGCGUAUGCUAGUAGAUAAGCAGUGACAGGGUGAUUCGACUAGGGUAUGCGAGCUUCUACUGGCACAAAACUUUGUCCUUGUGAAACUCCCGAGAUCAUCGCCCAUGCCUCGUGUAUGUCCCGUUGGUGUCCUAAAUUGUCAUCGGAUUAGCUCUCCAUCUAAAGCGCACCCAAAAUGACCCAUGUAGCGCCUUGAACCAGUGGUAGCAUGUACAGAGCGCGUUAAAAAAUUUCUGCAGCAUGCAUGGCCGCGACAGCGCCAACGGCGCCCAACGUACUAACGGCUUCGUAUGUGCGCGAGGUGUUUCAAAAGGAUGCCGAAAUGCGUUACUGGCCUUGAGCGGUGGUAGGUCAAGU
Babjeviella inositovora NRRL Y-12698 is the source of this 924-nucleotide messenger RNA. RefSeq lists its product as uncharacterized. Bases 256 to 543 code for a protein of 95 amino acids. The transcript has a single exon. The record is from RefSeq and is a predicted model, not a curated record. Lineage: Eukaryota; Fungi; Ascomycota; Pichiomycetes; Serinales.